Messenger RNA from Suillus plorans, 635 nucleotides. RefSeq lists its product as uncharacterized. Bases 1 to 543 code for a protein of 180 amino acids. Lineage: Eukaryota; Fungi; Basidiomycota; Agaricomycetes; Boletales; Suillaceae. Gene Ontology annotation, molecular function: oxidoreductase activity. The record is from RefSeq and is a predicted model, not a curated record. The transcript is spliced from 7 exons.
AUGGCUCGACAAGAGCUCUUCAGCAUCGUGAAGUGCAUCUACGGCUUUGAUACGCAAGUUGAAAACAUUCCCACUGCUGGUGUGAAAAAAGAUUCACUUGGAUGUGAAUAUGCAAACCGGCUAUUGUUAGGAAAUGAUACUUCUAUCCUGUCGUCAUUGUAUAAUGAGCUCGUGCUUGUGCUCGCACCUGUACACCACGCCAACCAGGACGCCAGCGAUAAAUACCUUGCUAACAUUCAAAGGAAUGGUACAUUUUCUGUUGUUCCUCGAGUUGCUGGAGGAGAAAUCGCACCAGACAAACUCAUUGUUCUUGGACAAGUUGCAAAUAAAUGUGGGGCGUCCUUACUGCAUGUUUUCUGCGUGCUCAUGCCAUGCUGGCAGACAACUUGUACACCAAGAUUACAGGAGGGCAGCGCUGAAGGUACAACAAUUCAGAGACUGCUAUUCGACCCUAAAGGGUUUCUGGACCAGGCUCAAGGCUCAGAGGAGAGGAAAUAUCAUGAAAAACUGCUUAGUACUCUGACUCCUACUGGUAACUGGUGAAAAGAUAACUUGCUUAUGUAAGCUACAAAAGUGCCAACAUAAGGUAAGGUAAAAACAGUCUCUACAAGCCCAGCCAGAAAUGAAUCCCUACA